Molecule: messenger RNA, 1848 nt
Organism: Soboliphyme baturini
Lineage: Eukaryota; Metazoa; Nematoda; Enoplea; Dioctophymatida; Soboliphymatidae
Source: the annotation of a GenBank genome assembly
CAGAGAGACCUCCAGAUCAAUGGCGGAAUGUGGCAUAUAUUUAAAGGAUGCUGGAGUUUCACUCAAAGAAGAAGAAAGUUACACUCAAAACGCUCCUUUUCGCGAACAACAAAUUUCAGAAAAAUCUUCGGAGGUGCGGCAAAAUUCGAAUCCUUAGGAGUUUAUUUGGCCACGAUCUUGUACAAGGACGAAAAAGUUCUGUGCACUUUAGACGACCAGAUUCCGGUCAUUCAAGUGGACGACAAUAUACCUGGUUCGUUCAUGUCAGACUUCCUGUGGUUUUUUAAGGUACUGGAUAUUACGUUUAUCUUAUUUUUGUCAUCUCUGCUGUCAAACUUUUCCAGUCUUUCGCUGAGGAUCAAAUUGAUGGAAGCAGCGGUCACGAUGAAAAUGGCCCUCGGAGUCGAGCAGCUAGGCAGCGUUCAUUAUCUGCCUCUUCGGUUCACUUCUGGAGUGACCAUCAUAUGGACGCCAAUAUGCAAGUUUAUGAAGAAACAGAUGUGUACCAUGCAGAUGAACUUGCUGGAUUAUCUUAACUAUUAUGAAACGGUUCGAACUCAUCUAGCAAACGGACUAUACAUUGGCUACGUCAAACUCCAUACGUCGGUUAAUCACAUCGACGUGGUGGUGCCUGAAAAUCUACCCUCAAUAUUGCCUUUCGUGUAUAUCCGUGAAAAUCCCCACGUUUCAAAGGAAGAAUGGGAAUGGCUACAUUUGUUGAACAGCCAUGGAACGAACGCCACAAAGCCAACGAUCGCCCAGCUGACUUUCCAAUGGGCGGUUGUGUCGGCUGCGAAAAUAUUGCUCAACGACCUUGGGGUGGCCGACACGGAAAUUCCCGUGCAUCGUCUGUACGUAAUGGAGGUGAUCGAGAUCAACGAGAAAAUUUCAUUCAUUCUGCUGUUGCCAUCGAGGGCCGAGAUCUGCACGGCGCCGGGACAAGAGGCGGUUUGGGAAAACCAACGAGGUCGCCUGAACCCCGUUAUAUUACUCUUAGUUCACCUCUGCACGUACCAUCCGGAAUUCAUCUCUCGGUGCUCACGCAUCUCUAUCUUCCUGGAACUUUUUGGCUCAACCAUUCAGCAACUGCAGCGUGAAGUAACAACGCUUUGUCUACUAACCAUGGAAUCAGAAACGAGAGACAAAGUGAACGAAGUGCUGGCACUUCAAAACCGCUUGGAGAAGUUGUGGCAGUCGUCUCGAUGGCUUAGCACCGUUGUAGCCACUUCCCGAUCCAAGCAUCUGUCUUCUGGAUUGAGUCUGGACGUACUGUUUAACUACUCUGUACUCCAACGAGUGUCAAAGGAGUCAAACAUCACUGGAGCCUCUCUCCAAAGACGCGUAUUCAGCAUCAGACAGCGAACGAGCGGCAGAAGCAAGUCCUCUUCGUGCACCAAACUUGACAAACCCAAAGUAGAGUUCAAAGUCCCCUCGGUGAAAAGGCACCAGUCGGUGUUGUCUCUUACGACUGAUCCCAAGGAGGAGCAAAAAGAAUCUUCAAUAACUGGCAUUCUUAGGGUAUAUGCAGCGUACCCAUGUGGCCUUACCAAAGGAACAAACGUCAAGCUUCAGGUUUCUUCGAAAACUACGUCGAGGGAAAUCGUGAACACUGUCGUUAAGCGUUUAAACAAAGAGGUGGUCGCUCGGAAGCUCAAGUCACCGAUUUUUGAAGGGAGCAAGUUGGACUCGCUUUGCUUAGUUGUCGUCAUUGGCUCCAGAGAAAGAUGUCUGAGGGACGAUUUCCAUCCUCUGCUGCUUCAGAACCCUUGGACCAAAGGGAAGCUUUUAGUCAGGCAGCGGAACGAUCCACUGGCAGCUCUGGAAUGCGGCAACGAAGCAGAGGUGUGA